This is a messenger RNA of Pseudocercospora fijiensis CIRAD86, 474 nucleotides long. RefSeq lists its product as uncharacterized. NCBI's taxonomy places the organism in Eukaryota, Fungi, Ascomycota, Dothideomycetes, Mycosphaerellales, Mycosphaerellaceae. The transcript has 3 exons. Bases 1 to 474 code for a protein of 157 amino acids. The record is from RefSeq and is a predicted model, not a curated record.
AUGGUGGCGCUCUUGACGGUCGUUUGCGGUGCCUGGAUUACUACAAUGAGGGUGGAGCGGCUUGGAUGUGGACGAUGGAUCGCAGCGGAUGGCGUCCAUCGCAUCAAGACACUGGUGCUUCUCGCCAGUACCGUACCAGAGUGGCUCGAGGCCUGGGAGUUCUACAAACACGCCGUGUUCCACUGGAAUAUCGUCCGCCGCUACCAUCCAAAGGGCGAAGGCAUCGCUAUCGAUGAUACGAUAACGCAGCUGUGGACCGACAUUGCAAAGCUGAAAGACGCCCUGCGCGCAGAAGCCGAAGAAGAAGAAGGAGGAGAAGAGGAAGAAGAAGAAGAAGGUAGCCUUGGCGACUUUGACCUUCUUAAUGACGACCAGGUGGAAGAGGAGCUUGCAGCGCAGACCGCGGCCGAGAAGAAGCAGGCUGAAUGGGACGCGGCACUCGAUGAAGCAGACAGACUUGCCUUGGGCGGCUAA